AUGAGCCCCAAGAAGGGCGAAACCCGUCGUGGGUUGUCGAAGAGUUUUGAGCAAACUUGUGAGAAACUACUCACAAGUUUGCUGAAAACUCUUCGACAGCCCACGACUAGUUUCGCCCUUCCCGUCGGGGCUCAUCAGGCGCAGUCUCCGAGUUUCCGUCAACCUUAUGUUCUACUUGGACCCAAAUUGCACUGUUUUCGAGAACAACACAAACAUUCCCAAAUCAAUUUGGUUUUCACAAGGGACUCAACUGAAUCUUUCGUUUAUGAUGUCCUACAACUGAAUGUGCUACACACAGGCCGCCUCAUCUUUCAAAAGAAACCUUCAGUAAAAAUAGAAUCUUUCCUGAAGAAAACUACUCACAAGGUUGCUGAAAACACUUCGACAGCCCACGACCGGUUUCGCCCUUCCUGUCGGGGCUCAUCAGGUAGGCGCGGUCCCCGAGUUUCCGUCAACCUUAUCUUCUACUUGAAACUAAAUUCGAUAGAUCUGCACAAGUACACUAAUUUGUACAUCAGGUGGGUUUUCACGGGAGACUCGACCGAAUCUCGCGUUUAUGCUAUUCUUCAACUGAAAUGUAUUGCAUACAGGCCGCUUCAUGUGUCAAUCGGUACAAUAUUCAAGAUAUUGCCCGAAACAGAAAGACGGAACCGGUCGUGGGCAGUCAAAGAGUUUUCAGCAACCUUCUUAUCCCGCACAAGACUGGCCGAGACGCUUGCCGGUCCGGUAUCAAGCCGAGAGCUGUUUGGUCUGGACUCAACAGCCAAUCAUGACCCAUCGAAAAGUCAAAAGUCUGUGAGUUCAUCAACAGUCUGUUCGGCGAAAUACACUCAUUUUCAAACUAUUUGCGAGGAACUCACCUGGAACCCAGCUGAAUCUAUCGUUUUUGCUGUUUCCAGGCAAAUGAAUGUGCUGCACCAUGCCGCCCCAUGUUUCAGUCGCUACGAUAUUCCAGAUAUCGCGAUACAUGUAUAUAUUCGAUAUGCUGUUAUCCAACAGUUGGUACAAAGCAGAUUAACCAGGCGCGAAAAAAUUUACACUGCUAUGAUUGCAGUAUCCCCCAACCGAGUUUUCAGGACGUACCCAGACAGGAAAAAAAGCACAUGUGCGGAGAGUGACGCAUCCCAAGGUCACCAUCGCUACGACACGUCCGGAAAGCAGAUGGCAUUGACCAGCGCAGCUGAGUUUGCUGGUAUUGGCCUUCACACUUCGCUGCCGAGUCAUUGUUUGACCGCCUCUGGUUCUCUUCCACCCUUCACAUGGUUGGGCGAAAAGAGCCCUUCGAGGAAGUCGGUCGACUGGUAUACGCAGCACGUGGCCAAGCCAGCGCAACCUGUGCAGUGUGAUCAGUUCAUCUAUCGAGGCUAUUUUCCUGCACUUGAAGAAAUUUUUCGCAAGAAUAGGUUGGAGUUUUUCAACCAUUUAGGGGACCGAGUAGCUAACCAAGUCAGCCGUUGGAAUGAAAGAAUUAUAAAUUUUGGAUCAAGCUGA
Molecule: messenger RNA, 1491 nt
Organism: Opisthorchis viverrini
Lineage: Eukaryota; Metazoa; Platyhelminthes; Trematoda; Opisthorchiida; Opisthorchiidae
Exons: 9
Coding region: 1-1491 (496 amino acids)
Source: RefSeq, a predicted model, not a curated record